AGCUACUCUACUGGUAUUUAACUAUUGUUUUUGUUUUUAUCCGAGUUAACAGGAUACACCUCUACAGAAUAUUUCAUAAUUUGUUUGUGUUUAUGAAUUGCUAAGCGUUUUUGGUGUAUGAUUACUGAUCCUUAAGAUGGCCAGUCAGCAUCGAAAAAAAGAAAUUAUAACGGAGGCAGACUGGAAAAGUAAAGACUACACGAAGCAAGGCAGGAAAACUUUAAUUGUUUACUUUUCUCAGCUGAAUCCCAUUGGAACCUUACAACAUGCAAAACAAAAGGAAGAUGUACAAACCGUAGCAUCUACGCUCUACCAAGAUGAGGUUGACGUUGAUAUCGCCGCAUUAGAGCAGUUCUUCGCCGAUAUAUACGAACAGCGGCAUUUGGAAGUUAAACUUUGUCGCAACCAUUUAGCAAGCGAAAUAGAGGAAUAUCUGGUAACGCUUGCUGAAGAUGGUUGGAAGUACGAAGCCUUCUAUUUCGUAUUUCUAACAUAUCUACAGAUUGGAGCACACGGUGACGUUCAAAUACAGGUCUAUGACAAGGCUGUACCCCUAGACUUCGUAUUCAACCGCAUAAAGGACCUUCCAUCAAUGGCACUUAAACCGAAGAUUUUCCUUAUACAAGCGGAUAACCUACGAAUGCUUUAUCCGACACAAAUAGUGAAGGCGAUUCCAACCGAAAUAGAAAUAAAAAAGAUACCUACUGAUGCUGAUCGACUGGUAAUACUGUCAACAAUUCCACAGGCACUGUCGCCAUUAGCAGAUGCGGUACGAGAAACAUCUCUGGUAAAUGAACCGUAUGCUCCCCAAGGUGUUCAGCCGGCUGCUCCCAGAUUGCGAACAUCUGUUUUAAUCCGGGCGUUUAUUAAAGUAAUGAACGACCAUGUGUACAGAGAUGAAAACUUACUUACAAAUUCUACACGAAUACUUGGGGAAGUUUGCCAUUUGAUUGACCCUUUGCAGAGAACUCCCGACUAUGAAAGUUAUGAUAUCCCAUUGCCGUUGGUCACAAGUACCCUUACAAAGCGGUAUUUUCUUUGAUUCAUACGUUGACCUUUGAGCCGACCGAAGAUGUAUACAAAAGAUAGAAUAACUCUAAGGCAUGGCAUUUCUUUAAAAAAAUGCAUAUGAAGUUGACGCUAGCUGAAAAACGAAUGUUGACAAUGAAAUACACAUAAAUUAUGUUAUUAUAUAAGACGAUGUUCUUUGUGUCUUGCUAGAAUAUGGUAAAAUUAGAUUGAACAUCCAAUUGAAGAAAAGUAUUAGUCCAUUCCUCUACGCCGUGCAUAAAUAAGGGAAUUAUAUAUCGGGUAUCGAAUGUACAACUUUUAUGUAUGAGUUAUAUAUAGAUGUUAGAUUGUGAAUACAUGUUCAUGGAUAUGAUAUUUAUGGAAUAGGUAAGAUGUACAAUAACGAGUAUUUAAAUUUAUAAAUACUAGAUUGUGUUUUACAAUAUAUUUCUGUAAAAAAGUAUUUGUUAUGUGCCACAAUUUUUGGAUAGUUAAGCACACUUAUUAUAUCUCUCCAAUAUAUUGAGAGACAUAUUGUUUUUGCUUGAGUUGCCUGUAUGUCCGUUCGUCCGUCCGUCUGUCCGUCAAAAAUCGUGUCCGUUCCAUAAUUCUUGAACCGUUUGAAGGAUUUUGAAAUAACUCGAAACAAAUGCUCACCGUAUUGAAACGAUGUGAUGAACCCACGUAACAGCCAGCUCGAUCAACGGUCAUAUGUCACACUAUGGGGUCAAAUGUCAAAUGACUUUAAUAUGUCUAUUUUUCGUGUCCGCUCCUUGUCUUGAAAAACGACUCGCCUCAAAAUUUUACCAUUUUAAGACAAUGUGCAGAGUAUAUGUUCCAAUUAGCUGGAUUCAAGGUCAAUGACAGGUCAAAGGUCAUAUGCAGGUCAGUAAUAUACUAACAUGGUAUUGAACGUUUCCCUACCCGGGUCGCGUAAUAUUAUUAUCGUGGGUUAGUAUAUUAUACAGUACAAAGUGCAUAUUUAAAAAAAAAAAAACAUAUUCGGUAUUAGAAUUUUUAGUAAGGAAUUAUAAGAUUUUUUUUGAUUUUUUUAAAAAAUGAUUGAGUUUGAAAAUCCGGUGCCAGUGUAUUGAAUAUAGCCUAAGAAUAUGUACACUCUGUAAUCAAGAUUUAAUAGGAGAUUAACCACUUCAAUGAUUAUAGGUAGAAAUGUAUGUCUUAUAACUAUUUCAACCAUCCCAAUAUGUAUGAAGUCGAUGUUCUAAUGAAUACUAACAAUAAAACCAGACUAUUAAAUUUAGCUUUAUUUUCUAAGAUCAUCUUGUCCAAAUCAAGUAAUUUCGUUCUUCUUUAUAUCAUUGAUUUUGCAUAAGAAAUUUCUGAUAUUUUCUUUAGUGUCCAUGUAAUGUCAAUUGUUUGUGUACAUUGCUCUGGUGUUUGGUGUUUGAACCGUUUCUUUGUUGUUAAAUGUUAAAUGUGUUUAUUUGAUUAAACGCCUGUUUCUAUA
Messenger RNA from Mya arenaria, 2479 nucleotides. RefSeq lists its product as uncharacterized. Gene Ontology annotation, molecular function: cysteine-type endopeptidase activity. Bases 137 to 1042 code for a protein of 301 amino acids. Gene Ontology annotation, biological process: proteolysis. The transcript has 2 exons. NCBI's taxonomy places the organism in Eukaryota, Metazoa, Mollusca, Bivalvia, Myida, Myidae. The record is from RefSeq and is a predicted model, not a curated record.